AUGUUUUACACUUCCGAAGAAAUAAAUGCGGUUAAAAUUCCCAGCGAGGAGCAUUUAUUUGAACUUGAUCCGUGGCUAGAACCGUAUAGGUAUGAAAUCAAACGGAGAUACAAGUGUUUCGAGGAUUAUCAGAAAUGGAUAGAUAGCGUAGGUGGAAUGGAAUCAUUUACUCAAGGAUACAAACAAUUUGGGACCCACGUGGAUCCAAAUGGAGCCAUUAGAUGUCGCGAAUGGGCCCCAGGAGCCAAAGCAAUUUAUCUUCGGGGAGAUUUCAAUAAUUGGAAUGAAUUUGAGUAUCCUUUCAAAAAAAUGGAAUUUGGAAAGUGGGAACUUGUUAUUCCACCGACUUCUGGUGAUGGGAAACCGGUGAUACCGCAUCUCUCGAAAGUCAAGCUUCUAGUUAUUGGCCCAGAUGGAACCAAGCAUGAUCGUCUCAGCCCGUGGGCGACUUACGUGAAAAACUUUGACAAGAACAUAGUAUAUGAUCAAGUAUUCUACAAUCCACCUUCGGUAGGCUCACUUUCACGAAACCUGACUGUAUUGCAGCGCUACGAAUUCAAAUACUCCCAUCCGCCUAGGCCAAGGGCUUUGCGAAUCUACGAGACCCACGUUGGCAUCGCGACGUCGGAGUUGAAGGUAGGCUCUUACCUGGAGUUCAAGGACAAGGUGCUGCCGAGGAUCGUCGACCUAGGCUACAACUGUAUCCAGUUGAUGGCGGUUAUGGAGCACGUCUACUAUGCCUCCUUCGGCUACCAGGUGACCAACUUCUUCGCUGCUUCCAGCCGCUAUGGCACACCGGAUGAGUUGAGGGAGCUGGUGGAUGAGUGUCAUCGCCAGGGCAUCAUUGUCUUUCUCGAUGUGGUCCACAGUCAUGCCUCUAAGAAUACCGCGGAUGGAUUGAAUCAGUUCGAUGGAACAGACUCUUGCUACUUUCAUGCGCAUGCCAGAGGAGUUCAUCAGCUCUGGGAUUCGCGUCUCUUCAAUUACACUGAGUUGGAAGUACUUCGCUUCCUCCUUUCGAAUCUGCGGUGGUGGAUUGACGAGUAUGGCUUUGAUGGUUUCCGUUUUGACGGCGUCAUGUCGAUGAUCUACCAUCAUCACGGCCUCAACACCAAUUUCUCCGGAUCCUACGGCGAGUACUUUGGGCUGUCGGUGGAUACGGAGUCGUGGACCUACCUCAUGCUAGCCAAUAGCUUCCUACACAAGAAGUAUCCCUUUGUUAUCACCAUUGCGGAGGAGGUCAGUGGAAUGCCCACUCUGUGUCGUCCCGUGGACGAGGGAGGUGCGGGGUUCGACUACCGUCUCGCCAUGGCCAUUCCCGAUCUCUGGAUUGCGUUUUUAAAGAAACGCUCGGAUGAGGACUGGGACAUGGGGAAGAUAGUACACAGCCUGACGAACCGACGGUGGGGUGAGGCUAACAUUGCCUACGCAGAGUGCCACGACCAGGCACUGGUGGGCGACAAGACUAUCUCCUUCUGGCUGAUGGACAAGGAGAUGUACACCCACAUGAGUACUCUUUCUGAUCCCAGUCUUAUCAUUGAUCGGGGUAUUGCGCUGCACAAGAUGAUACGAUUCAUCACCCACGCCCUCGGCGGCGAGGGAUAUCUCAAUUUCAUGGGCAACGAGUUUGGUCACCCGGAGUGGCUGGACUUCCCACGACAAGGUAACAACAGCAGUUACCAUUAUGCGCGUCGGCAGUGGCAUCUCGUCGACGAUCCCCUGCUCAAGUACAAAUUUCUUAAUAACUGGGAUCGUGCCAUGCAACACCUGGAGGAGAAGUACCACUGGCUCAGCGCUCCUCAGGCCUACGUUAGCAGAAAGCACGAAGACGACAAGGUGAUUGUGUUUGAGCGAGCUGGUGUACUGUUUGUGUUCAAUUUUCACCCACAAACGAGCUUCACAAACUACCGCAUCGGCGUUGACACCCCUGGAAGCUACAAGAUCAUCCUGAACUCGGACCGAGAGGAGUUUGGCGGCUUCAAUCGUGUCGAUGACUUAAUGGCUAUGCCGACCACAGAGGAGGGGUGGGACAACCGACGCUGCAGCAUGUACGUCUACAUCCCCUCGCGGGUAUGCAUGGCCCUCGCUCUCUACUAG
This is a messenger RNA of Echinococcus granulosus, 2097 nucleotides long. Its product is annotated as 1,4-alpha-glucan-branching enzyme. Gene Ontology annotation, molecular function: cation binding; 1,4-alpha-glucan branching enzyme activity; hydrolase activity, hydrolyzing O-glycosyl compounds. Gene Ontology annotation, biological process: glycogen biosynthetic process. The coding region runs from base 1 to 2097 and encodes 698 amino acids. The record is from RefSeq and is a predicted model, not a curated record. Gene Ontology annotation, cellular component: cytoplasm. NCBI's taxonomy places the organism in Eukaryota, Metazoa, Platyhelminthes, Cestoda, Cyclophyllidea, Taeniidae. The transcript has 10 exons.